This is a messenger RNA of Cephus cinctus (wheat stem sawfly), 1389 nucleotides long. RefSeq names its product carbohydrate sulfotransferase 11-like. Gene Ontology annotation, molecular function: sulfotransferase activity. The record is from RefSeq and is a predicted model, not a curated record. Gene Ontology annotation, cellular component: membrane. Gene Ontology annotation, biological process: carbohydrate biosynthetic process. The transcript has 5 exons. Lineage: Eukaryota; Metazoa; Arthropoda; Insecta; Hymenoptera; Cephidae. The coding region runs from base 207 to 1361 and encodes 384 amino acids.
AAACCGAAUUCAUGUAACGAGCUGCGUUGGAGAUGUCGAAUUUGAGUCUUCCUAUAACUGGAUGCUGUGUUUACGAUUGAGCCUAUUGUUGCGGUCGACAGUUUAAUAGUUUGAAGAGUAAUAAUAAUAGUAGAUAAAAGUAUCAGGAGAAUGAUUGCUAGUAUCUUUGCGUGGACCAUUUCCGGCGUCAUAUCAUUUUAAAAUGGAUGGAUCCAAUCUUUGACGUGGUAACAGGAAUUUGUGGAUGGAGUUCAUUUGUCGUUCAUGUGAAAUCAAGAAUGCAGUUUAUCAAAGCAUCUCUUUGUCUCUUUGCAUACGUAUGCUUGUGCGUAAUAUUAUAUAAGAUCAAGGAGGAUGAAUUUUUUCUGUGGACGAGAAGAAGUUCUGAUAAAAUAAAUCGCACGUGCGAUGACUGCGGUGUAGAAUUAAUUUAUAAAAACUGUGAAGAGACAUUUUCUCAGGAUGUUAAAUCCUUUAAGGACAACGAGGUCCAAAACAAUGUUAUAGUUUUACAGGAUAUGGCUGCGGCUCUUCAACAAGUGUCGGAAGUCUGCACGAAAUAUAAUAUCAGUUCGCAGUUAAACAGAAGACAUUUUUUAUACAGUGAAAUUCACAAAGCUAUGUAUUGUUGGAUAAGAAAAGUUGCUUCUUCGAGUUUUACUAAGUUGUUUUUUGAUAUGAACAAUCUCUAUGUGACUCACGACUAUUACAAGGAAAUUGAUAGAGUGACUCCGAAAACUGAAGCAAGAUUGCAAACUCUAAUUGACCAACCUAAUUUGUUUAAAUUUCUAAUUGUGCGACAUCCAUUUGAGAGAAUUGUAUCAGCUUACAGAGAUCGGAUUGAAGACAACAGUAAGUACACGGCACAGGCGUGGAUAUAUGUUCCCAAGAUAUUUUCCUUGACAAGACCGCAAUUAUUUUAUUCGAGCAUAGCAACAGGUGGCGUUUUGGAAAAAAUUUAUCAUCGAAAUAGAAGAUUGAAGCUAAUUCCGAGUUUCAAAGAAUUUAUUACCUGGCUUUUAGAAGAAUCAGUUUCAGUAGAUGAUGUACAUUGGGAUCAAUACCAUUUGCAUUGUUCUGCCUGUGAUAUUAAUUAUAAUUUCAUUUUGAAAUUAGAGAAUCAUACUAUAGACCAAAUUGAUGAUAUCUUCCUUAAAUUGCAAUUAAACAAGAAGAAUGUAUAUCUACCUAGACUAGAAGAAACGCAUAAUGGAGUUACAGAUUUCGAUCAGACGUGUAGUUACUUCAAAAAUCUUUCUCAAGAUGCAGCAUUCCAAUUGUACGAACGAUAUAAGAUCGAUUUUGAAAUGUUUAAUUACGAUUACGAGAAAUAUGUGGAAUGUGCCAAGGGGGAAAAUUAAUCAAAUGAAGAUCGACGUGUUUCUAUAA